This is a messenger RNA of Charadrius vociferus (killdeer), 1764 nucleotides long. RefSeq names its product chordin (gene CHRD). The coding region runs from base 1 to 1764 and encodes 587 amino acids. The record is from RefSeq and is a predicted model, not a curated record. Lineage: Eukaryota; Metazoa; Chordata; Aves; Charadriiformes; Charadriidae. Gene Ontology annotation, molecular function: protein binding. The transcript has 14 exons.
AUGGGGGCUGCGACGGGCAAGGCUCUGGUGGGGGGCAGGAAGCCCGUGGGGCUGUGCAGCUGGCCAGAUGCCGGUGCCAAGUUUCCCACCUCUGCUUAUGGGGUGCAAAGUGCCGGGGGCGGGGGGCCAGCCGUUCACACCCACUUCGCCAAGCAGAGGAACCGACGGGGGAAGACAGCGGGGAAAGUGAACUGCAAGAAUAUGAAGCAGGACUGCCCCGUGCCUGCCUGUCCCCGGGCCACGUUGUUGCCCGGGCACUGCUGCCACACCUGCCCCAAAGCUUUGCCAGGGCCCCCGGAGAAGAGCCCCGCGCCCCCCUUCGACACCUUCGAGUACUUCCAGGACAAGGAGGAUGACCUGGACAAGCCCUACAACGAUCGCUCCUACCUCAGCUCCGAGGGGCUGGCCCGUGAUGAUGCCCGCACAGCCUGGGUCUGCGGUGCCCCCCCGGCCCCUGCCCAGCCCUGCCCUCACCCACAGCUCUGCGGGAUGUGGAGGACGGUGUCCAAGGCCAACAUCCAGCUGCUGCGCGGGGAGCAGCUCCGCGUGUCCCUCGUCACCCGGGCGCAGCCCUCCGGAGAGGUCCACGGGCAUAUCCUCAAGCACCGGGCGCUCUUUGCGGAGACGUUCGGGGCCAUCCUGACCUCGUCGGACCCCACGCACCUGGGCGCUGGGGGCAUGGCCAUGCUGACGCUGAGCGACACCGAGAACAACCUGCACUUCAUCCUUAUAUCCCGGGGGCUGCUGGAGCCUGGUGCCGGGGAAUCCCCCUGGGUCCCACUGCGGGUCCGCAUCCUGCACCAGGGCCAGACGCUGCGGGAGGUUCGCACCAACAUCACCCUGGAGGACCCCGACUUCGCGGAGGUGCUGAGCGACCUGUCUGCCCGCGAGCUGGCUCAGGGGGUGGUGAAGGACCUGGACGCCGACCUGCUGCAGCACCUGGCCCAGGGCACUGCUUUCCUGCAAGUCAGCACCAAAGCCCACCCCCAUGGGGAGAUGCGGGGACGGGUGCACAUCCCCAACCAGUGCCACGCAGGAGGGACCCGCCUGACCCCGGGGGAGGCCCCGGGGGAUGCAGAGCUCUCCGAGGGCACCAGGACCAGGGACCUGGAGCAGCUGAAGAAGGACCCCAACUCCUGCUUCUUUGAGGGGCAGCACAGGGCACACGGCACCCGCUGGGCACCCGACUAUGACAAGAAGUGCUCCAUCUGCAGCUGCCAGGAACAAGGUGGGGGGUCCCUCUCUGAGCCUCGGCACCCCCUCAUGGCAUUCCUCUUCCUUGCAGAGAAGAAGACGGGGCAGGAGGAGCAGAAGCUGGAGCGGGCACGGGACAGUAGCGAGGGCUGCUACUUCGAUGGGGACAAGACAUGGCGAGGCUCUGGCACCCGCUGGCACCCUGUCGUGCCCCCCUUUGGCCUCAUCAAAUGCGCCAUUUGCACCUGCAAGGGCACCACGGGCGAAGUGCACUGUGAGAAGGUGCAGUGCCCGCGGCUCCCCUGUGCCAACCCCGUGCGUGCCAGCCCCUCCGACUGCUGCAAGCAGUGCCCAGGUACCUGCACCCCCCUCCUGCCCAGGUAUUCCCUCUUCGGGCGCCGCUGGUACCUUAACAACGAGAGCUGGCACCCCUCUGUGCCCCCCUUUGGAGAAAUGAAGUGUAUCCUGUGCUGGUGUGUGUGCCAAGGUGUUCUACCACUCAUGGGCAUUCAAGGGUCCCCCUGUGUCCUCAAUGCCAAGACCUCAGGCACUCUGCUGCCCCAAAUCUGA